GUCACACUUUUUGAACAGCUGAUGGGUGCUCUGUCUCAGGUUCGCGAAAAAAAUCGCAGCGUUCUUUGAUAAGAUAACAGAAAAUCCUCGAAACACCCAACAAAUCGAAGAGAUUAACCGAAAAAAGCUAAUGGCGGAAGGCGGUCGAACCUCGCCCAGUCGAGAAAUGUGAUUGGGCCGCUGAAGCAGGCAGCAUCAGCAGGAUUGCAUAGUUAUCCGGUUGGAGCAGCACCCCCGCAGAAAAAUGGACGACAGCGAACUGAUUUGGCACGAGAUCGGAGUGGAUCCGCAGCAUGUGUGCCGGGCGGGCGGCGAGGGGCGUUUCCAAGUGAUCUGCGACAAGGCCUGGCUGCAAUCGCUAGAGCGGAACAGGCGGCUCACCCACUUUCCCAGCUGGCCACUGUUGGAUCGCAGAGCCUAUCCCACGGGACAGCUGGAGCAUCCGUGGACCCGGAUUCUGGUGCAGACGUACCGCAAACAGCCGCAGUCGAGGGUCUACCCGCUGCCCAGGAUCUCCGCUGAGGCGUCUGCGUCGGCGGACUUGCCACUCUCCUAUUCGCAGGCCGUGUCCUUUGUGGCCCACAGCAACUUUAAGCAGCUGUGGGAGGAGGCCUACAGGAAGUACAAUGGCGCCCAUGUCAAGCUCUGCAAAUCUACGCCCACGGCAUCCGCGGCCAAGCCACCCAGUGGCCAGGGGCAGGGACAACUGCAAGCUCAUGAUGUGGUGCUCAAGGAGCUCAUCCAACGCGUCUACCAAUGCCCCGUGCUGCACUCUCAGUUGGAUCGCGAGGGAAAUGGUGACCCAACCACCACUACCACGUCGAAUUCCCAAGGCAACUGUCACGCCAACGUCUUGCCCGCCCUGGUGGCCAUCGAGUCCUCGACACACUUCAGUGUCUUCUUUUAUCCACCGGCUCUGGAAUGCAACCUUUACGAUUGCAUCACCUUCAGUCCGGCACUGUUGGGAAAGAACUACAAUAAGACACUGUUUGUGAUCUACCAGAUCCUCCAGCUGGCCAAGCAUCUCCAAGGACAGGGCAUCUUUCUGGGCGAUCUGCGUCUGCAGCAUAUCGUGCUGCGCGAGAAUCUCUGGCUGCAAGUGUUACCCCGGCUGCAGUGCAAUCUGCUGGAGGAUGAUCCAGCCGGCGAGGAUAUGUCGCCACUGACGCCCAUGGCCAGCGAGGAUUUGGGAGAGACGGGGGAUGCGCAGCAGCAGCCACGGCCCUCCAGCAGCACCAUGUUCGACCUGCGAUUCGCCUACGAUCCCGCACACUUCAAUCUGCGCGAGUAUGCCGAGAUGUGGUGUAAUGGUCAGUUGUCCAACUUCGACUACCUCACCAUCCUGAACAAUGCGUGUGGCAGGAGUCUGACCAAUGCCGCCCACCACCACAUCAUGCCCUGGGUGACCGACUUCAAUGGACGCGGAGGAGCCAAUUGGCGAGACUUGACCAAGAGCAAGUAUCGCCUGAACAAGGGAGAUGUGCAUCUGGAUCUCAUGUACGCCCAUGCAAGUCAGCAUGGAAGCGGAGACGGCGGCUACCAACCUGUUGGCGAUCAGGCGCCCCACCACGUCUCCGACUUUCUCUCCGAGAUCACCUACUUUGUGUACAUGGCAAGGAGAACGCCCCAGGCCAUUCUCUGCGCCCACGUGCGUCCCAUCUGGGUGCCGGCCGAGUAUCCGGUGUCCAUUCAGCGUCUACAGGAGUGGACGCCAGACGAGUGCAUACCCGAGUUCUACUCAGAUCCCAUGAUCUUCAAGAGCAUCCACGAAGAUCUGCCGGAUCUGGAGCUGCCCGCCUGGGCCACCUGUCCCGAAGACUUUAUCUGCAAGCACCGCGAGGCUUUGGAGUCCCAGUACGUCAGCGAACGACUGCAUCACUGGAUUGAUCUCAACUUCGGAUACAAACUAAGUGGCAAGGCGGCGGUUAAGUCCAAGAAUGUCUGCCUCACGCUGGUGGAUCAGCACAGGAAUCUCAGCCAGCGCGGCAUCGUCCAGCUGUUUGCCAACGCCCAUCCUCCGCGCCGCUAUGCCACGCCCUGGUUUAGCAAAACCGCCCCCAGGCUAAGCCAACUGUAUGCCAGUCCCUCGAAGCGUCUGGCCAAAAGUACGGAGAACCUGCAGGCCGAGACUGCAACUGGAUCGUCCCAUCUCUCGCUGCGUCUGGGCGACGAUGGAUCCAGCAGCUCUGUGCACAGCAGUUCGGCCUCCGCUUCGGCUUCUAAUUUCUAUGCGAUUACAAACUUUAUUGAACUGCCGGAGAACUACAAUCCCGCGCUGCUGCUUCAGAAUCUGGAGACUCUGGAGGCGUUCUAUGCGCGCACCUUCCCCCAGCAACGACCGACGGCUAAUCCUGAAGAGAAAAUGAUCAGCAGUGAUCUUCUAUUCGAACAGAACUCGGCGGAUCACUCUUUUACAAAUCAGUUGUUCGCCAGUGGCGGAGAAAUCACCACAAAAUCAAAGAAUCUGCUGAGGGAGAAACGGAAUUCACUGCAGCAACUUGUGAGUGGCAGGAGGGAGCGUGAUCUGCAAGUCCUAGGAUGCCUCAUGGUGGAGCUCUUCGCCAUGCCACGUUUGCGUCCGCUUCUGAUGGGAAAUGGUUUGAGUGCCGCCUUCGAAGCUCGCCUCUCCGCCUGUCGAACGGUGGCCCAGAUGCAUCGCCAGGAGUUACCCAAACCAGUGCGUCGAGUGGUGCGUCUGCUGCUGCAACUGGAGGAUGCCGGAGAGGAGGAUCAAGGGCUGCCACAACCGACCAGUCCGGCUCAGCUGGUGGAGCCCAUGUUCGCCAACUUGUUGCUCCCGUUUCCCAGCCACUACAUGGCCGUGUAUGCUCUAGUGAGAUCUCUGCACGCCUUCGAGGCCAAUGCAGUGCUGCUGGAGCUGCACACCCACUUCAGUUGCAAGGGCGGAAGGGAGUGCACCAGGUACACGGAGAUGGACCGCCAAAGAGUGCUAUUCGAACGGAAAAUCGCCGAGUGUAAGGUCAUGUCGUGCUGUGCCCAUGCGAAGAGGCUUCUCGAACCUGUGGCCUUUGCCUACGAGCAGUUUACGCCAGUGGAGUUGCUGCUGCCCCACAUCAUCGAUCUGUUGCGGGACGAACGUACAUCGAUCUUGACCGCCUGGAACUUGUUCGAUCCCAUAGCGCAGGCUUUGGGCGUGGCCCAAACCCAACAGCAUCUGCUGCAACCUCUGCUGAAGCUGUACGACGUUGAGGGGAUCACUUCUCCGGAGGAUGGUGGUGGCUCCAAUGGCUCCAGCAACAGUGGUGGCCAUCUACGCUUCUCCGCCAGCAGUUCGUUCAAGUCGAGGAAGUCAGUGAAGCUGUAUCACCACAGUUUCCUGCUCCGUUUGAUCGUUCGCUUCGGACUGCGGUGCUUUCUGCAUCACUUUAUAGCACCGCUCAUAGAAGCCGUUGGUGGCUACAAGGAACCGGAACAGGGCAAUGGCUAUCACUACCACAGUGGCGGCAGCAGAAGGACGAGUAAGAACCUUAACUUUGCCGCCGCCGAGGAGGAAGUGCAGCACGUAAGUGAACCAGAAGCGCAGAAGCCCGACAUCGAAGAGCUAUUCACCUUCGAGGAUGAUCAUGACAGGGCGUCCAUCCAGGACAGCAAGUCCAUCGACUCCUUCGACAUGCGUCCCAGCACCAGUGCCGCCAGUGCGGAGGAGGCUCGCGAGUCGGACGGAUCGCCGGAUAAACUGGUGAUCAAUGAGCUCAUCUACGGAGCCAGAAUAUCGCCGGAUAAGCUCUCCCUAAGGGAGGGUCAAACGCCACCUGCUCUGGUCCCACCUCCACUGGGACCACGCUCGCCCACCAUCGAGAUACCAGUGUGUCCCACUGCCGGUGGCAUUCGUCGCAGUUUCCAGCUAAGCGCCAUCGAUUGUGACAUCGGUUCGCGCAAGAGCGUGGACAGCUUUGAGCUGAUCAGUCAGGCGGUGGAGCAACUGCCUCCGCCUGCCGUCGACAGCGAAGCGGAGGCCACGGACUCCCUACAGGCAUCCGUAAUCUCUCGGCUGUCGGAGGCCAAGGCCGUGCAGAACAACCGCAUCAGCGAGAUGAGCGCCGAGAGUCUGGUGUGGCUGUCACAUCGCCUGGGUCCGGUGCUCACCUCUCGCUUCAUCACCAGGAAUCUUCUCAAGCUGCUCUCGCUGUGCUACGUGGGCCAGGAGAACCUGCUUCCGGAGAUGGACGAUGGUGGCUUUAGUGGCAGCCCCGAGGCGGCCAACCUCAACUACUUCAGCAUUGCCAAUGCGAGGGUCGUCGGGGAUCGCAGUGCGGCUAGAGUUCUGGAGUGCCUCAUGUCCAUAGCGGCUCUCUAUGGUGAAAACUUCCUGCUGCUGCAGUACUUUCCGCACAUCAGCGAACUGAUUGGACUGUGCUCCAAACGCAUAACUGGCAGCCUGGAGGGAGCCAUCAUCAGUUCGCUGCAGCUGCUCAAGUACAUGGUUCCGUGUCUGACCGAUGCCAGCAUUAUGGAGCAUCUGCAGCACAUCCUGCUGGAGGCCAUUCUUCUGCCCAUACUGCGUCUGUUGAGCUCCACCAAUCUGCUGAUGCCAAGUGGUUACCUGGGACGCUCGUUGCUGGCACGAAAGUUUAUCGACGCGAUUUAUGCUCUAAGUGUACGCCUGGGAUCGGACAUGACCCGCGAGCAUCUCUGCCAGUCGCUGCUCAGUCCGUUCUUCCUGAUCUUCAACAAGGCGUUUGGUCUGCCAAAUGAUUUUGCCUGCGAUCUGGCCAAUCUUUCGCUGGUUGGCGGUGCCUCGCAACAGGAACGUGCCCUGGCUGAGUUGAGGGAUGUCUUUGGACCGGAGCUGGCGCACACGGCCUAUCUAUGUUUCCUUCGUUUCCUGGGCGAGGCCAACAUGAAGCGGACUCUGUCUAAUCUGGAAUUCGUACUGACACUGUGCCACGAACACGAGCAACCCAGUGGUCAUGAGCCGAGCAAAACCCAACUGGCGACCAGUGUGAGUUCAGGACAAGAUGUGGACACUGUAGAUGCCAGCUGCCAACUGGCGGCAAAUAGCUUUGGCACCCAGAUCGUUGGAAAUCGCCUGCAGGUGGCCAGGAACAAUGUGGAACUGAUCGACAUGGUGGCCUACAAGCUGGACCAGAUGCCCAACACUCGGCAUCUGAAGGGCAACUGGUUGGCCUACUGGCGCAACGAGACGACGCGCAGUGAGAAGGACAACCAGACGCUCAAUCUCAAGCAGAUACGGCUGCAGUCCUUUGUGGGACACACCAACUCGGUGAGGGCCAUCUAUGCCCUGGAUAAUGAGAACAGCUUCAUUUCCGCCUCCAAAGACAAAACCGUCAAGUUGUGGUCACUGCGCAGCGAGGGAGAUGGCCGUAAGACCAGCGCCUGUCAGUUCACCUACACGGCGCACAAGAAGUCCAUUAAUUCGCUGGGCUUCCUGGAAUCCUUGCGCUAUGUGGUGUCCUGUGACUCGGGCAUUCAUCUGUGGGAUCCAUUCAUUGGCAGACCUCUGGGCAUCCUCGAUGCUCCUCGUCACAGUGCCGUCACGGUGGUCAAGUGCCUGCCGUCGCAUUCGCCGCUGGUAAUAGCCGGCACAGCGGAGUCCACGGUGAAGAUGGUCGAUGCCAGGAGUUUGGAGUACGUGAACGAGUGGCGGGUAUGCAAUGCGGCCCUGCCCAAUGCCACAGUUCGUUGCCUGGCGGUGGCUCCGUCUGGGAAUUGGCUGGCCGCAGGACUCUCAUCCGGCGGCAUCGUUCAGCUGGACACGCGCACUGGGAUGGUGAUCAACUCGUGGCGACCCAUGGAAUGUGAUUUGCUGCAGUUGACGGCGCCGAGUGAUCAGUUCCUGGUGAGCUCCGCUUUGGAUCACAGCCUGGCCGUUUGGCAUGCCCUCGAUGGCAUCAUGCACUAUCAACUUAAACCUCCUCCGGAACCCGCCCAUUUCCUGCAGAGUGUUGGCUCCUCUUUGGUCUAUGCCACCACUGGCAACCGUGUCGGCGUCUAUGCGGAUGUGGCCCAUUGCCACGCCUUCAACACGAUCACCAAGCUGCGGUCCGAGACAUUCCGGGGUGUGCUCACCUCCCUGGCCGUUUUGCCCCUAAAUCGAGCCUUUCUCGCAGGCAACGAGAGCGGCAACAUUGCCCUGCUUUGCUAGAAUAGGGGGGCUAUUGCUUGUACCAUAAUAUGAUAUUAUAAUCUAGUUUAUUUUAUAUCAAAUUGCACCAAAUAUUACUUUAAUGAAGCCAACACAGAGACCUACUGCCUGACCAAAUGAACCUAUUUAUUGAGUUAGAGCGCUUGCAACACAACAUUUGAAUUUACGACCGCACAAUUAACCACUUUUAGCAACGUUCUUCAACCAUUAAGAAUUUAGUUCUUUUACUCGAAGCUAUAAUUACACCAUGUAAGCAUUCCACAUCCACACUUUGUGUAUAGUUAUAUUUAUGUCUGUACAAAAGAAGACAAAAUUGUAUUUACAAAAUAUCACUUAAGCUGGAAAGAGGUCAAAUAUUUAUAUAGAAAUAUACGAACGCAAUACAAAAAUAA
Molecule: messenger RNA, 6519 nt
Organism: Drosophila elegans
Lineage: Eukaryota; Metazoa; Arthropoda; Insecta; Diptera; Drosophilidae
Gene: Wdr81
Product: WD repeat-containing protein 81
Exons: 4
Coding region: 245-6127 (1960 amino acids)
Molecular function (GO): protein binding
Source: RefSeq, a predicted model, not a curated record